AUGGACAAAGGAGAACAAGCCAUUGAAGCUGAAGAGAUUUGUGCCAGCAAAGGCUAUCAUGGAGGGGAUGAGAACGACAUUGCCGUUAUUCGGCUUAAGAAACCGGUAAAGAUGAGCGCCACCGUCAAGCCAGUUUGCCUACCACGAAGCGGAGAGGAACUUCCCGAUAAAACUGAACUUUUUGCCAUGGGGUGGGGACGAACAGAUCACGCUGGUUCAAAGAAGCCCGUGUACAUGAAGCAGAUGUCAACAAAGUCAAUUGCCAACAAUCGUUGCCUAGAUUAUUUCAACAAGACGGCUGACCCAAGAAUCCUCUGCACUUCAACCGAUGUAGCCUCUACUUCCCACGGAGACAGCGGAGGUCCGGUUGUGGGGCUCGGAAACGGAACGACCUGGACACUCUACGGCAUCGUCUCUGAUGGCCCACACCUUGGAGGCUUUGAGCACCUUCCCCUGAUUAAUACAAAAGUUUCUCAUUUUAUUACCGAUUUUAUUAGUGCUUACCUAAACUCACGAGGAAAGUCCGAGAAAAAGAAAAUCUGCGAUCUAGCUUAAUAUUUAUAGCCGAUACAUUUGGUAAAUUUUUG
Messenger RNA from Ixodes scapularis (black-legged tick), 587 nucleotides. Its product is annotated as chymotrypsin-like protease CTRL-1. The coding region runs from base 1 to 555 and encodes 184 amino acids. NCBI's taxonomy places the organism in Eukaryota, Metazoa, Arthropoda, Arachnida, Ixodida, Ixodidae. Gene Ontology annotation, molecular function: serine-type endopeptidase activity. The record is from RefSeq and is a predicted model, not a curated record. Gene Ontology annotation, biological process: proteolysis. The transcript has 4 exons.